Molecule: messenger RNA, 619 nt
Organism: Branchiostoma floridae (Florida lancelet)
Lineage: Eukaryota; Metazoa; Chordata; Leptocardii; Amphioxiformes; Branchiostomatidae
Exons: 5
Coding region: 39-482 (147 amino acids)
Molecular function (GO): calcium ion binding
Source: RefSeq, a predicted model, not a curated record
CUUCAGGUGAACGUAAAAACGAAUACAUCUCUGCCAAGAUGAUGCUGUUAUUGGCGCUCGUGCUCUCCGUAGCCACCGCUCUGCCUGCUCGAAGGCAGACCCAGGACAUCUUCAACAACCUGGACAUCAACAGUGACGGCGCCGUCACCCUUCACGAGGCGGAACAUCAGCUCACCGUGGGUUCCAUCUUCACGGCAUUGGAUGCUGACUGCGACGGUGUGGUCACGAUGGACCAGGUUAAUUUCUACAUGCCGGACAUGGUGGCAGUUCUGUCUCCUCUGGACCUGGACGGAAACCAGUCCCUGACGUCACAGGAAGCACAGACCGCCACUACUAUUGGCAACAUCUUCAAUUUCUUUGACGUCAACGAUGACGGUUUGCUGGAGCGUCCGGAGGCCGCGCGGCUCAUCGAGCUCAUCACCCGCCUCCAGGCCGCCGCUGCCGCCCAGGGCAACACGGGCUGCCAGCCACUAACUGGCUGACUCACCACACCACUGGUACCCUGGGGGCCGCCAGACAGGAUCGUGUAGCUAGCGACUUUAUUCCGUGGGGCCCCAAGGCAGUCAGCCGGCUGACCUCACAUUAUCGCUCCGGGGAGUUAAGCCCGAAGAAGGGUAGU